AUGAUCAUUGCUUUAGCUUCUCAGAAACACUGGAAGAUUUUUCAGAUGGAUGUGAAGAGUGCAUUCUUGAAUGGUAUACUAGAAGAAGAAGUAUAUGUUGAACAACCAGCAGGAAAUAGCUUAGAUAUGAUCAAUGAAUUGAGGGAGGAUAUGGUGAAGGAGUUUGAAAUGAUAAAUCUUGGAUUAAUGUCAUAUUUUCUUGGUAUUGAAGUACAACAAACAGAAAGAGGUAUCUUUAUUAAUCAACAUAGAUAUGCAGAUGGAAUAUUGAAGAGAUUCAAGAUGGAUAAUCGCAAUCCAAUUUUAACACCAGUAGAAGAGAAAUUGAAAUUAACAAAAUAUGGAUCAGGAGAACUUGUGAAUUCAACAGACUUUAAGUGUCUUGUUGGAUGUCUCAGAUAUUUAACUGCUACAAGACCAGACAUUAUGUAUGCAGUUGGGUUAGUGUAUGGGAUGUCGUAG
Molecule: messenger RNA, 462 nt
Organism: Papaver somniferum (opium poppy)
Lineage: Eukaryota; Viridiplantae; Streptophyta; Magnoliopsida; Ranunculales; Papaveraceae
Exons: 2
Coding region: 1-462 (153 amino acids)
Source: RefSeq, a predicted model, not a curated record